Molecule: messenger RNA, 1773 nt
Organism: Lottia gigantea (owl limpet)
Lineage: Eukaryota; Metazoa; Mollusca; Gastropoda; Lottiidae
Exons: 2
Coding region: 1-1773 (590 amino acids)
Source: RefSeq, a predicted model, not a curated record
AUGGACAGCUUGAAACUUGACAACAAUGUCAAGCGACAGGCGACGUUUGAAACGGAACCGGCGGACACGGUUGUCGGUAGAUCCAUCAAGCGCGGUGACAUAAAUCUUCCUUUUAUUGAUGCCAACGCCGUGAAAAAUGGCACGAAGGAUCCAAAAGGGACUGUCAAACAGGAACAAUUAAAAGUUGUCAAGGAAAAGGAACGUAAAGAGAAAGAGCUCCAAUCUCUGAAAGAAAAAAAGGAAAAAGAGCUGAAAGCUUUAAAAGACAGAGAACUGAAGAAGGUGCAGCUGAAUAAGAUCAAUCAUGACAAGGGAUCGAAAGAAACUGUCCAAUCACAGAAGGACAAGGAACUCAAGGCCUUAAAAGACAAAGAAGCAAAGGCCAAGACGUCGAAGGAUAUAAAAUCUGAAAAAGAAAAAGAACUCAAAGCUAAAAAGGAAGACGAAUUGAAAGCUAAGAAAGAAAAGGAGCUUAAAGAACAACAAGAAAAAGCCACCAAGUUAAAAGAUGAGAAAGAGAAACAAGUAAAAGCUAGUGAAAAGGGCAAGAAACUUGACCAAGCUAAUCAGAGAAAUGGAAAUCAAAAUGGCAACAAAUCGACGUCAACAAAAGAAAAGGAAGGAGAAGGAAAAGUUGGAUUUUUUCAUAAAUUAGGACGAUCGUUGUCUCCGUCUAAAAACAAACAAACUCCCCCCGUAGACACUACCGACCCCGUGCCUUCAGCAAAAUCCAAAACAAACCCCAGAGGAGACAAAACUCCACCCCAAGUACUCGUUGUGGACGACGAUCGCUUCGCAGAGGUUCGCGUUGCGACUCCGACCGUUAAAUCUUCAGAAGGUAAAGAAGAAGCCCCCCAUUUUAAAGCCGCACCUCCACGUAAAAACAAAGAUGACGACUCUCUCAGAAGUGAAACUAAUCGAAUAACAGAAUCUCAUAAAAAUGACUCUGGUUCAUUUUCGGAACGAGUGGACACACGAGCUAAACCGAGAGUAGUUCAAUCCAAAAUGGACGCUUGGAUGAACGAAAAACGUGGAUCACAAGGCUCUAUCGAUUCUCAAAGAAUGCAAGCACUACGCAAACUCAAUACAAAUUCUCCGAGAAAUUCUCUUCCGGACGACGAGGAGGUCCCUGUGAUCAAAGACUCAAAAGCCGAUUAUCUUAAAUCGAAAGGACCGCCUGAAAAAAGUCGGCGAAAGUAUCCAGGUGAUGUAAGCUCGUCUCUGGAAAGUGACAUCGAUAGCGCGCAAGAACCAUACGACCACGUGCUAGCAGAACGCGAUUGUCUUUUAACAGCCGAAGUUGCGUAUAAAAGGCGGAUUUACCAGUUAGAAGGUGAGACAAACCAGCUUGCUGAAGCCUUAGAUAAACGGGACAACGAAAUCAAGGAAUUGAAGUGGAACAUCGAGAAUCCGUCUACUGUUACUGAGGUCUCGGUUUUGACCCAGAAACUUCAAAACGAGGUUGACAAGUUACAGCAGGAACUGGACGAGCUAAAGAAGGAGAAGAAAAAGUAUAAAAUCCUUCACCAAGAUUCUGAACGGAAGAUGACAGAGGUCGUCAUAGAAAACGACGAUCUUCGUGAAAAAUUGAUACUUUUCGAACAAGACAGGAUUCCUCAAGUGGAAGAUCUUCAAAAAGAGAACAAAAAACUGGAAUCUAGCCUCAAACUACUCAAAACCAAACUGAAAGAAUCCGAAGAACAAUUUGAUUUCCUGAAGAAUGAGAACAUUGAGAUGUCAGGAGAGAUUUCUAUGGUUUUGGUAUUUCUCUAA